Messenger RNA from Glycine soja, 1219 nucleotides. Its product is annotated as peptidyl-prolyl cis-trans isomerase, chloroplastic-like. Lineage: Eukaryota; Viridiplantae; Streptophyta; Magnoliopsida; Fabales; Fabaceae. Gene Ontology annotation, biological process: protein folding; protein peptidyl-prolyl isomerization. The coding region runs from base 164 to 955 and encodes 263 amino acids. Gene Ontology annotation, molecular function: peptidyl-prolyl cis-trans isomerase activity. The record is from RefSeq and is a predicted model, not a curated record. The transcript is spliced from 7 exons.
UAUUUGUUUUUUGGAUUUGGAAACCAUUUUUAAAGGGGGGGAAAUAAAAGUUAGAACAGAUUAUCUUUAUCCUUUUAGCCUUUGGGUACCCCUCUGUGUGGCAGUGCAUCUUCAUCUGAAGUGAGAAGCUAAACUCAAGGGUCAAAAAGAGCACAGGUUAGUCAUGACAUCUUCAUUCUCAACGCAGUUGGUGCAAAGUCAGAACCUACCUCCUCGUUUUCAUCGCCAUGUCCAGGGGAAUUUUAGCCAAGAUGUGUCAAAGGUUUCAAUGACACAUGUGGUCCGUAGCAGUACCAAAUCACAGCUUGGUUACGGUAAAACGUUGGCAUCAAGAUCUCACUAUGCUGCCAGAUUUUCAGUCUCACGACAAUCUGAAGCAAAAUCAAUCACAUAUAGGAGAAUGACAUGUACUAAUGCUAAGGAAAAUGUUCUACAGCUGCAAGCCAAAGUGACAAACAAGUGCUUCUUUGAUGUAGAAAUUGGGGGUGAACCUGCUGGCAGAGUUGUUUUCGGCCUAUUUGGAGAAGAUGUUCCUAAAACAGUUGAAAAUUUCCGGGCUUUAUGUACAGGAGAGAAAGGAUAUGGCUACAAAGGGUCCUACUUCCAUCGUAUAAUACAAAAUUUCAUGGUUCAGGGAGGGGACUUCACUGAAGGAAAUGGAACUGGUGGAAUCAGUAUCUAUGGUGAUAGCUUUGACGAUGAAAAUUUUAACUUGAAGCAUGUGGGUCCUGGAGUUUUGAGCAUGGCAAAUGCGGGUACUAAUACCAAUGGCAGUCAAUUUUUUAUCUGCACUGUACAGACUCCAUGGUUAGACAAUCGCCAUGUUGUGUUUGGACAUGUCAUUGAUGGAAUGGAUGUAGUGAGGACACUUGAAUCGCAGGAGACAGGCAAGUUUGAUAACCCUCGGAAGCCAUGCAAAAUUGCUGAUUCUGGGGAGCUGCCUAUAGAUAGUUGAUCUUUGCACUGAAGUGCAGUACAAUUUUCUGACUAUCAAUCACAGUUUUUGGUUGAGAAGGGUGUUGAGGGAUAUGGAUAUCUGCAAUGUUUUACAUGUUUGUAUUAUCAUUGAUACUGGCUGAAGGAGAAAUCGAAUGUUACUACUAGUGCAUUUAGUUAAUUACCAUUGUUCUGAGAGAUACAACACCCAUAUUUUGUAUUACCAAACUGUACGAAAACCCUUAUUUAGUAGAUGAGUAGAUGUUUUUCUCUCAAAUUUUUA